CAAAACUUGCAUGCUCACGGAGUCUGGGCUCAAACUAACAUGGUCGCCGGCAGAGCUGCAACAUAACGACUUUGGCGAGCCAGAAGCUACAAACGUACAUGUCACAAAACUAAAUUAAAGUAAGAACAGGAAAGACGCUUCGACGUGUGUUGCCGCUCGAGUUUCUUGCUCAAGGAACUAACUGUGUGUUUGCUGUGAAUGCUCGACGACAGCUCCUGGAAUGCCAAUUACAAUAUAAGCUAGCGACAUAGAGAACAGCAGCGAUCCGCGUUCACUUGUGAACGCAUUCGAAGACUAGAGUUGGCCGUGGUGCCGCCUCAGCUAACAACAUGCGGCUGUUCGAGUUACCGAGAGCGUUCGUACUGGUCACCGUGACGACAACGUUCGUUGAUGCGGGUACGGGGAAGAAUGCCACAUCGCAGAUGCAAAGCCGUGCGGUGGAUAAUGAGAAUGUGUCAUUCAAAAAAAACUAUUGGACCAAAGGGAAAGUGACAUCGUGGUCGUUUCCGGUGUUGCCGACAAGUAUGAUGACUGUGAAACCUACGGCAGAGAAAGCUGCAGCCACCGUUAGAUCCGAGCGUACUAGCUCUCCCCAUGCGUUUUCUGUCGGAAGCAGCGGCGCUGCAUUCGAAAAAGAAUCCAACUCCGUACGCCUACCGGAAACAACUAAAUACUUUGUACCCAGCUCAAAUUAUUACCAGGAACUGACAUCGGCGAUAACAAAUAUAGCAAACUUUGAAAAUGCGCGCGUCCGCGAUUACACCAACGAGUACUAUACCCAGCCGGUGAAAUCGAUGGUGACGCCGCCAGAGAAUGGACCGCGUGUUGUCGAUAUUGUCAUGCAUCACACUUACCGGACACCGCGGCGAGCCAAGCAGCCAACUAAUGGGGCAUCAUCAGACCCCUACUACGCCCAGGAAUCGACUCGAAAUAGUUACUAUUACGCGCCCACGACGAAAAAGAAAGAUAAAUUCGACAAUCUAGGGGAGAAGAACCGCCGGCACGAUUAUGACUAUGAAUCGCAUGAAGUCGAUAGUCUUCACUCGGACCGACGGGAUGACCACUGGGACCAUGACUGGGAUUACGACCAUCACAAAUAUUAUGACCAUAAGUAUCACCACAAAAAAGAUUACGAUUAUCUUCUACCUUUGCUUUUACUAAUACUCGCACCUUUGGCGGUAUCCUCGUUCUUGAUGCCCGUAACAGCGACACUAAUGACGAACAGUAUGUACGUUGCUGGGGCUCAAGGAGCCAUUUACCAGGGUAGGAAAAAGCGUUCGACUGAUGCACAAGAAGAACACCGAAGUUUGCUUAUCGAGUUGGCCAAUCUGCUCGAAGAAGCUGUUGCAAAGUUUGAAACAAAAGAUACUGCUUUCAGACAUCAGGCUAAUAAGCAGAAGUUGAAGGCACGAUAAUUAUAAAACGUACCUAUAUAGACGUUGGCAAAACUUUAGCGUGAGAUUAACGGGUACAAAUCGUCUCUAUUAGUUAUCUGAAGGCUGCUUGGAUUCGCAAAAAGCAGUUUUCGAACAAAAAAUUCCCAGCAGUCCAACAACGAACCCAUUAAAGGUUUCAGGCCGUAAAUGCCAGUCCACCAAAAAGUUUCCAUUAACACGGCCUCUUCCAAAUUUACUCCGAUCUUCUUCUGAAAUUCAGCAGAUGUUUUGUUUCAAUUGAAAAAAGUCAAUAUGCGGAUCAAAUUUGUGCAGUGAGGAAGUUUCUGUGUCCGUUCCUUAACCAUGAUGUUCACAUAGCUUUCAGGCAAAGAACUCUGAAGGUGUUGAUUUGAUGGAUUACUUCCACGACUUUGCGCAUGCGUUUAACGUAAUUCACAGAAGCUGACGACAGUCUGACGCCUCGUUAACUUUCCUAGCUGUUACAGAUAUUACGAAAACGUUAAUAAUACCUGAGGCUCGAGACGAACAGUCAACAGCCAGAUGCCUUAAAUUCGAAAUUUUUCAUUUGGUUAGGUGUUAGCACACGCCUCUAGCUUCCGGUACAAGUGUUAUUCUUUUAACGACAAUAUUGCAUCAGCGAUGCCCCAAUACAUAACAACAUGAGAUAUAAAUUUUUAUUACCUAACGAAAUAAGACCAAACAAGGGAACCCCCGAAGCUAUAGAAUGAUUGGACGGGACUAGUAAAGGCUAACGGACAAGCUUAGCACGGCUAAAACCGGCCAGUCGGCUAGUUUUCAGGUACUCGCUAGCAGCGAUGCUUUUUCUAGCUAUUCGAUUGUUGGGUCACGUUUGUCAGCAUACAAUUAAGUAACUGCGCUUAAAGUAAGAAUGCAAGUAUAAUAAUUUAAAUGAAAAUAAUUUAGUCAUAAAUGUAUGUGUGCACAACGACACGAUACCGUCACCACUCACGCGGGCCAUACUGUUCUGUUUUCCUUGAUAAUGUCGUUUAGGUCUUGAUAUGAGCCCGUAAAACAAGCAAGGAGCGGGAAAAAUUUCAUCUAUAAAAGUCCUCGUUCCAAUCUAUGUUUCACUUAGGUUGAUCUAUUCAAUAUUUGAUUAGCAAGCCCUCACCUAGUAUUUGGAUAAUCAAGAGCGCAAUUCCAAAAACUUGAAAUUUUUAUCUGUACAGGUGCCCGCUUGCAUUUGUAUAAUAUUCCCUCGCUAUAUUUUAAAAUACCAGAUACAACCAUCAUGUCCUACUUUAGCUACACUAUUUCCUACUAGAUCGUUUAGAUGCUAAAAUAUAGGUAUUGUAGAACUCAGCUGGUUGCAAUCCUUUUUUCUUCUUUCGCUUAGAAAAAGUUGUGAGAAUUUGCCACGGGAGCGCAUUAAAUAAAACAGGUUCAUUCGAAAAGUGCUGCAUAAUCGUGAAACAAACGUCUUCUUUUGUAACUGUUGUAGUCUGGCCAAUCUACUUUUUGUCAACUCUUCAUCGCUGUUGGAAUUAUUCUUCGUCGGCACAGUGACGGCCUCUCGAGUACAACGUAGUACCGAGCAUCACGUUAAUUGCUUAUAGAUGUGCAGGUAACACCACCUUAUAUCAUUACGCCCAGCAGCUUGGUUGAUUUCGGUUAACUGUAUACUCAGGUUCCAGCCACCAGCAAAGCUCGCCAGUGUAAGAUACGUACGAAUGACCGCGACAAACAGUGCAGGACAGGAACAUUUCAGAAACGAAACUUCGCCGAAGUCCUGUUUUGACAACUGUGACUCUCGUCUGUGUUUAUCUAACGUUAUCCCGCAACUGCAGCUUGUAGAAAUUCAGACGUUAAACCAUGACGAACGAAAGCACAAGCAUUAGAGAGCACUGUGCAGAGAAAUUGCUGAAGUAAAAAAUCUUUAUGCUUAUUUAUAGCUUAUACUAUGGAACAUUUAUAGUAUUUUAUUUAAAAUAAGUGUAUUAAAAAUGAAGGUCGGUGGAAGCAAUAUAUAUAAUACAACGAAAGGAUAGUAAAUCGAUUGACGCUAAUGAAGACAAAUAACUAGAAUUAUUGUAUCGUCGCAAAACAACCCAGUGUGUCGAAAACAAUAAAACAUUAAUGAAUUAUUUGUUUAAUAAUUCAACCCUUUUUUUGAUUAGUUAUCCAAUAUAAAAACGCAUGGUCUUCUUUAGCAAUUGUACGUAGUACAAGAAAAGGGGGAUGAAGAAUGAAAGCACUCCGCCGCUAAAUCAGGGUAUCCAGUUCACAUAGUAACUGAAGCCGUUCGUGUUCACCAAAAUACUGGACUAUUGUGUAAUCCAGUUUCAUGUGCUAAGUUGAACUGUAAAUUACAUACAGAACAUGAACUACGCUUCAACCGACUCUUUGGAUCUUCGAUAUUUUUCUUCACCAGACGUUCGAAGAACGAAUAUCCAUCGGAAUGUUAAUUUCCACUGCUAACCUUAUUUUAAUGAUAUUAUUUAUUAAUUAAUAUUUAAUCAUUCUGAGAACCUAUUGAAAAUACUGCUAAAUUGUAUAUUAAAUUUACCUUUGUAUUAAUAAUACUUAUGAAUUAUUUUAUUUCUAAACAUGAACUAUGAACCAGACAUCAUCUUCAUUCCGAA
Varroa destructor (honeybee mite) is the source of this 4000-nucleotide messenger RNA. RefSeq lists its product as uncharacterized. Lineage: Eukaryota; Metazoa; Arthropoda; Arachnida; Mesostigmata; Varroidae. The record is from RefSeq and is a predicted model, not a curated record.